Theileria orientalis strain Shintoku is the source of this 534-nucleotide messenger RNA. RefSeq lists its product as uncharacterized. The record is from RefSeq and is a predicted model, not a curated record. The transcript is spliced from 3 exons. Gene Ontology annotation, biological process: regulation of DNA-templated transcription; protein folding. Bases 1 to 534 code for a protein of 177 amino acids. Gene Ontology annotation, cellular component: prefoldin complex; cytoplasm. NCBI's taxonomy places the organism in Eukaryota, Apicomplexa, Aconoidasida, Piroplasmida, Theileriidae.
AUGACCACGGCAGAAGAGGACCCUGGGAGACUUAGCUCAGAUGCUAACACUCCGCGCCUAGAGAACCUAUCAAUACAGGAUCUCAACCUGAUGAUUCUGAAGCUGGAAGAGGAAGUAAAUGAACUGCAAAGCCUAGUUAAUGCUUUGACCAUCGCAACUGAGAGAUUCCAGGAAUCCAAAAAGGCCUUGACUGAACUUGAGAAGAAAAAUAAGGAAGUUCAAGUGCCCCUCACGUCACUAGUCUACGUGCCAGGUAAAUUCUUAAAUUGGUCGAAAAACAUGAAACUUAUAGGCGAAUUGUCGAACCCAGAUAAGGUGUUGGUAUCGGUAGGAACAGGAUACUACAUAGAAAUGGAUCUCAAAAAGGCAGACGACUACUAUGAUAGGAGAAUUCGCACCGUCGAGGAACAGAUGUGUAAGCUUCAAGUAAUACUAUCGGGGAAGGCUAAGCAAAUAAAUCAAACUUAUUCGUACUUGGAUCAGAAAUUGUCGAUGUUGAGGAGCGCUCAACUAGCGUCUCAAUCAGCCACUUAA